This is a messenger RNA of Aureobasidium pullulans EXF-150, 1326 nucleotides long. RefSeq lists its product as uncharacterized. The record is from RefSeq and is a predicted model, not a curated record. The transcript has 3 exons. Gene Ontology annotation, biological process: protein polyubiquitination; ubiquitin-dependent protein catabolic process; positive regulation of proteasomal ubiquitin-dependent protein catabolic process. Gene Ontology annotation, molecular function: ubiquitin protein ligase activity; ubiquitin conjugating enzyme binding; zinc ion binding. Gene Ontology annotation, cellular component: ubiquitin ligase complex; cytoplasm. Lineage: Eukaryota; Fungi; Ascomycota; Dothideomycetes; Dothideales; Saccotheciaceae. The coding region runs from base 40 to 1203 and encodes 387 amino acids.
CGCGAGCUCGCGCGUCAGUUCGAGCAAGAAGAUCACCUCAUGGACGACUCUGGCGGACAGCAUGUUCUUCACAAGAACGGGUCAGCCUCUGAUGAAGAUGAUGCUGAGGACGAAGAGUUCUCCAUCACCUGUGUCGCUUGCACCGAAGACGCUGUUUGGUUCGACAUUCUCGCGGCUCCUUGCAAUCACCAGUACUGCCGCGACUGUGUCACCGAACUUUUUCAGGCUUCCAUGAUAGAUGAGUCUUUGUACCCUCCUCGCUGCUGUCGUCAAGUCAUUCCUCUGGAGGACGCAAAGCUCGUGCUUCACCCAAAGCUUGUCAGAGAUUUUGAACACAAGAGCAUUGAACUGGACACUAAGGACAGAACCUACUGUUUCGACCCGCGCUGUUCUACUUUCAUUCCGAUCGACCACAUCACGGACAACAUCGCUAGCUGUGCCGACUGCGGAAGGAGAACCUGUGCAAUCUGCAAGGUUGCUGCUCAUCUUGGUGACUGUCCUCGUGAUGAGGCACUCCAAGAAUUCCUCCAGACUGCGGAUGAUCAAGGAUGGCAGCGCUGUUACAGCUGUCGCCGUGUCGUCGACCUUCGCACAGGCUGUAACCACAUAACCUGCCCUUGCGGUGCUCAUUUCUGUUAUGUCUGUGGAGCAUCAUGGGUUCCAAGAACAUGCGAUUGCCCUCAAUGGGACGAAGAGCGUUUACAAGAGCGGGCUGAACAGAUUGCCAACCGCGAUCCUCACCACAGACUUUACCGCCCACCUCAAGGUGCUUUGGAUCCUGGCCUUGCUCCCCCCGCUCGACCCGAUUAUGACCAUUUGGUCAACGCAAUUAGAGGUCGUCUCGAGCAGAACCACGAGUGUGAUCACGAGAGAUGGGUGUGUCGCCGUGAACCCUGUCGUUGCGAGGAAUGUAACCACCACCUGCAGUACUACAUCUUCGAAUGUCGCCAGUGUCACAUCCGCGCUUGCCAGCGCUGCCGCCGCAACAGACUUUGGAUCGGUUGUAGCAUUCCGACCUUUGUGCAGACCUCAAUUCAUGGGUUUUUAUAUCUUCAUACUCUCUCACUGGUCUCGGACUCUCCAAGGAUGUGUUGCUUGUAUCCUCAUCAUGAGCUCUUCACUUUUCUACUGGGUCUGGGACAAGAGCUGGAGACCCAGUGGAAGGAAGGAGGCUGUGAUUCAGGAUGGGUACUUGGGGGUUAGGAGUACAACCAUGUCGCAAGAAAGGAUUUUGUCUCCGCAGAGCGUCUCUUGAAGAGAUGGAAACUCUGUUUCGGUCGCCACCCCUCAUUCCUUGUCCGCUCGUCUACAGAAAUUGAACGGUGU